Penicillium nucicola is the source of this 1239-nucleotide messenger RNA. RefSeq names its product OSBP family protein. Gene Ontology annotation, molecular function: sterol binding. NCBI's taxonomy places the organism in Eukaryota, Fungi, Ascomycota, Eurotiomycetes, Eurotiales, Aspergillaceae. The coding region runs from base 1 to 1239 and encodes 412 amino acids. Gene Ontology annotation, cellular component: cortical endoplasmic reticulum; intracellular membrane-bounded organelle; membrane. The record is from RefSeq and is a predicted model, not a curated record. The transcript is spliced from 7 exons.
AUGGAUGACUCUCCCCCAAGUGGGGAAGAUGAGGUCGUCGAGCCCGACCAGGGAAAUGUGCUGUCGCACAUCAUCUCGCAGUUGCGACCCGGCGCAGACUUGAGUCGCGUGGUCUUGCCAACCUUUAUCCUCGAGCCCCGAUCCAUGCUGGAGCGAAUUACCAACUUCAUGGCCCAUCCCGAGACCCUCCUGCCCAUGUCCACGAUCGAUGAUCCCGUCGAGCGCUUCGUUUCGGUGGUCAAAUUCUACCUGAGUGGAUGGCACAUUAAACCACCAGGCGUGAAGAAGCCGUUGAACCCGAUUUUGGGAGAAACGUUUACUUGCUACUGGGACUAUCCCGAUGGAACCCGCGGUUACUACAUUUCCGAGCAAACAUCCCACCACCCGCCCAAGUCGAGUUAUUUCUUUGCGGCCCCGGAGCAUAAUAUACGCAUCGAUGGAACCCUGAAGCCCCGGAGUAAGUUCCUGGGCAAUUCGGCAGCCAGUAUGAUGGAAGGCAUUGCCAUUUUGCGACUGCUGAACCGCGGCGAGAACAAAGAAAAGGGCGAGAGAUAUAUCCUGACCCAACCCAACAUGUAUGCGCGUGGCAUUCUUUUCGGCAAGAUGAAGUAUGAGCUUGGCGAUCACAGCUAUGUCCGCUGUCCAGAGAACCAUCUCGUGGCCGAUAUCGAGUUCAAGACGAAGGGUUAUUUCUCUGGCACUUAUAACGCCAUUGGUGGCACAAUCAAAAACGAGCAGACUGGUGAGGUGCUUUAUGAAUUGUCAGGUCUAUGGAAUGGAGAGAUGCAUAUCAAGGAUGUUCACACUCACAAGAAAGACCUUUUGUUUGAUGCAUUGCACGCAAAGCAUACGAAGCCUUUGGCACGUCCACUGGAAGAACAAGGUGAGCGGGAAUCACAGCGCUUAUGGCUCGAGACAGUCCAAGCGAUUGUCGCCCGCAACCAUGAAGCUGCCACAGAUGAAAAGACCAAGAUUGAAGAUCGCCAGCGAGACGAAGCUGCCAAGCGUGCUGACGAAGGAAUUGACUGGCGUCCCCGGCUAUUCCGUGCCAUCCAGGGCGGACCUGGUGGUCAGGAUGAAGGCGAGGAAGACCUCGACUGGAUCAUCAAUGCCGACGUCGAUAUGCGCGAUCCCAACCUGGCCACCAAGCAAAUUCUAGCCAUCGCCCCCAUCGUCCAAGGUCAGAAACAGUCAUCCCAGUUCCAAAUCCCGCCACACCAUCCCCGCGCUCCAAACUAG